Messenger RNA from Oncorhynchus tshawytscha (Chinook salmon), 620 nucleotides. RefSeq names its product metalloproteinase inhibitor 2. Gene Ontology annotation, biological process: negative regulation of membrane protein ectodomain proteolysis; negative regulation of endopeptidase activity. The record is from RefSeq and is a predicted model, not a curated record. The coding region runs from base 1 to 477 and encodes 158 amino acids. NCBI's taxonomy places the organism in Eukaryota, Metazoa, Chordata, Actinopteri, Salmoniformes, Salmonidae. The transcript is spliced from 5 exons. Gene Ontology annotation, molecular function: metalloendopeptidase inhibitor activity; protease binding. Gene Ontology annotation, cellular component: extracellular matrix.
AUGGCGGGGGUGGAGGAGUCUGGACUGUUCUCUUGGUUGGGAGCCUGGUUUGUGAUCAGGGCGAAGGUGGUUGGAAAGAAAACGGUGUCUAACGCCAUCAAGUAUGACAUCCAACAGAUCAAGAUGUUCAAAUGCCCAGACCAGGUUAUCCACGCCAUCUUCACUGCACCAUCCCCAGCCGCAUGCGGUGUGACUCUGGACCUCAACAAGGAGUAUCUCUUCACAGGCAAGCUGGAGACUGGAAGGAUGUAUGUAACACUGUGUGGCUAUAAUCCGCCCUGGGAGGACUUGAGUGCUGCACAAAAGAAAAGCUUGACUCACCGCUACCAAAGCGGCUGUGAUUGCAAGAUCAUCCACUGCACUUCGCUCCCCUGUCCGAUCAGCACCACAGAUGCAUGCCUGUGGAUGGACUGGGGGACAAACAAUGGCCGAAACCUUGCCUGUAUCAAGAGUAAUGGUUCUUGUGCUUGGAAGUAGUUCCUAGAUAUUGGGGACUCCUAUACUCUACAGGCCAUCUGCUUACUGACUCCAGAUGACAAAGCUGCGAAGGUGUAGUUUUAAAUGAACCAACAUGUCUUACUGGUCACUUCUUGUAAAAUAAACAAAACAAAUAUAGCAUU